This is a messenger RNA of Lipotes vexillifer (Yangtze River dolphin), 1089 nucleotides long. It is a transcript of the gene ELAVL3, whose product is annotated as ELAV like RNA binding protein 3. Gene Ontology annotation, molecular function: RNA binding. The transcript is spliced from 6 exons. The record is from RefSeq and is a predicted model, not a curated record. The coding region runs from base 10 to 1089 and encodes 359 amino acids. Gene Ontology annotation, cellular component: ribonucleoprotein complex. NCBI's taxonomy places the organism in Eukaryota, Metazoa, Chordata, Mammalia, Artiodactyla, Lipotidae.
CUCGGGGCCAUGGAGUCUCAGGUGGCGGGGGGCCCGGCUGGCCCGGCCCUGCCCAACGGGCCACUCCUUGGUACAAACGGAGCCAGUGAUGACAGCAAGACCAACCUCAUUGUCAACUACCUGCCCCAGAACAUGACCCAGGAUGAGUUCAAGAGUCUCUUCGGCAGCAUUGGUGACAUUGAGUCCUGCAAGUUGGUUCGGGACAAGAUCACAGGGCAGAGCCUCGGCUACGGGUUUGUGAACUACUCUGACCCCAACGAUGCAGACAAAGCCAUCAACACCCUCAACGGCCUCAAACUGCAGACGAAGACCAUCAAGGUGUCCUAUGCCAGACCCAGCUCCGCCUCCAUCCGGGAUGCGAACCUGUACGUCAGCGGGCUCCCUAAGACCAUGAGCCAGAAAGAGAUGGAGCAGCUGUUCUCCCAGUACGGCCGCAUCAUCACUUCUCGCAUCCUGGUGGACCAGGUCACAGGUGUCUCUCGGGGUGUGGGAUUCAUCCGCUUUGACAAGAGGAUUGAGGCCGAGGAGGCUAUCAAAGGACUGAACGGGCAGAAGCCGCUAGGUGCGGCCGAGCCCAUCACGGUCAAGUUUGCCAACAACCCGAGUCAGAAGACCGGGCAGGCCCUGCUCACUCACCUCUACCAGUCCUCCGCCAGGCGCUACGCAGGCCCCCUGCACCAUCAGACACAGCGCUUCCGGCUGGACAAUUUGCUCAACAUGGCCUACGGAGUCAAGAGUCCCCUGUCGCUCAUCGCCAGGUUCUCACCCAUCGCCAUCGACGGCAUGAGCGGCCUCGCGGGCGUGGGCCUGUCGGGGGGCGCAGCAGGCGCUGGCUGGUGCAUCUUCGUGUACAACCUGUCUCCGGAGGCGGAUGAGAGUGUGCUGUGGCAGCUGUUCGGGCCCUUCGGGGCAGUCACCAAUGUCAAGGUCAUCCGCGACUUUACCACCAACAAGUGCAAGGGCUUCGGCUUCGUCACCAUGACCAACUAUGACGAGGCGGCCAUGGCCAUCGCCAGCCUCAACGGCUACCGCCUGGGCGAGCGCGUGCUGCAGGUGUCCUUCAAGACCAGCAAACAGCACAAGGCCUGA